Messenger RNA from Alternaria triticimaculans, 912 nucleotides. RefSeq lists its product as uncharacterized. The transcript has 2 exons. The record is from RefSeq and is a predicted model, not a curated record. Bases 1 to 912 code for a protein of 303 amino acids. Lineage: Eukaryota; Fungi; Ascomycota; Dothideomycetes; Pleosporales; Pleosporaceae.
AUGCACCAAAGACAAUGCGCGAUGUGCGAACGGGAUGCGACAAUCAUCGGAGAGCCUCACGAGGCAUGCCUUGAGCCGCCAACGGAGUCCGCAACAUACAAGCACCAGCCACUUAGUCGUUCCUUAGACGAGAUACGCCUGCUCAAGCUUCGCAAAGAGGAACACGGCCCCGUACACUGCGACGUCGAAGUAUUUCCGCUCGAGCAGGCCCCGGAAUACAUCGCACUAUCCUACCGAUGGGGCCCACCGUCACCUCUUCACGAUAUCUUCAUCGGUGAACAAACGCUCAAGAUCCGAGACAUCCUCAAUUCGUGUUUACUGGAGCUGCGAGAAGACGUGGACACAUGGCUAUGGAUCGAUCAAAUCUGCAUUGCGCAGGCGGAUACAACGGAGCGAAACCACCAGGUCGGAAUGAUGUCGCGUAUCUACAGCACCGGUGCCUCUGUCAUGAUCUGGCUAGGUGACGUGCCCUUAACGCCGCCUGGGGAAGUUGAUCGCUUCAACGACCAGGAUCUCGAUGCUACGUCGAUCACAGUGUUAUUGAAUAACAUUUACUUCACAAGACUGUGGAUAGUACAAGAGAUACUGCUUGCGAAGACUGUCAACAUUCAUCUCAACGGGAAUCGCUGCAUUGAAUGGAGCAGCAUGUACCAUCCAUACAUAACCGCAUACCCAAGUUUGGAAAUCCCUACCGCAUCCACGUAUCUCCUCAAUAGCACAAUGUAUGCCCAGAAGGAAAGAAUAACACUGACGUGGACGCAAUGCAUUGAUGGCUUCUCCGCAAACGCUUGUGAGGACCUUCGAGACAAGGUGUAUGGUAUGAUAGGCGUUGUGAGGGAACAAAACAGGCUCGCAGUGGACUAUCAAAAGAGUGUGCUUAAGGUAUAUACGGACGUGCUUGGAGUCAUGUAG